AUGGCGCCCCUGUGGUUGGCCAGUUUUCUGCUCGCGUCUCGUGGCGAAAAGCCAUCUUUAAAUAGUUGAAUUUUGCCAGCAUUCUUCCUCUUUGAAACCGUCCUCGCCACAUCCAAGUUCCCAUCAGCCUAGAAAUCAUGUAUCUUCUGCUGGCAUCAACGCUCGCCACUCUGGUGGCCUUCAGCAGUGCCAACAAGAACUUCACCGUGACCUCAGAGGUCGUGUUUGACCUUGAAGUGAAGAACUACAACGGCAAUGGUGACGACAUCAACGGCAAGCUGGUUAUUGGGCUCUUCGGUGAGACAGCACCCGUGGCCAGCUUGAACUUCAAGACACUGUGUGAGGGAUACAAGAGACCUAAGGAGGCCAAGAUCAGCUACAGAAACACAUACUGCCACAGACUCGUCAAAGACAUGCUCAUCCAAUGUGGUGACGUCUUCGGUCUGGACGGUAGAGGAAGUACCAGCAUCUACGGCGAAUACUUCAACGACGAGAACUUCAUCAUCAGCCACACCAGCGGCGGCAUCGUCAGCAUGGCCAACAAAGGCCGCGACACCAACGGCUCUCAGUUCUUCCUCAGUCUGGGGGCCUCCAGAUUCUUCGACAAGAAACACGUUGCUUUCGGCAAAGUCGUUAAAGGCUACCAAUACCUGAUGGCCAUCAACAGAAUGGGCGCACAAGAUAAGGACCAGAAGCCCAAGAGACCCAUCCGCUUCACCGAGUGCACCGUCAACGAGGUCAAGAAAUACGAGCUCAGCGAGAAGGACAUGAAGACAGACGACCUUGAAGGCAUCGUCUCCUGGUAGAUCAGCCAAUCAUUGCACCUUUUCUAGUCACGUGUAUCACGAUGUGUUAUGACGUCACAUGAUGACGUGUCCUAUAUAUGUAUGCCCUAGCUUAGUCUGUCUUGUGUGUGUGAGGAUGGGUGCGUGUUGUGAAUGACCAAAUGAGAAAUAUUGUUGUGAUUGUCCCAUUCAAUAAAAGUAAUCCAUCGUUACGGCUUCAUCCGUAUGAUCACGUAUUAAUACAUUCAAUAAACUACUUUAUUACUCAUAA
This is a messenger RNA of Physella acuta, 1056 nucleotides long. RefSeq lists its product as uncharacterized. Gene Ontology annotation, molecular function: cyclosporin A binding; peptidyl-prolyl cis-trans isomerase activity. Gene Ontology annotation, biological process: protein folding; protein peptidyl-prolyl isomerization. Gene Ontology annotation, cellular component: intracellular membrane-bounded organelle; cytoplasm. Lineage: Eukaryota; Metazoa; Mollusca; Gastropoda; Physidae. The record is from RefSeq and is a predicted model, not a curated record.